This is a messenger RNA of Plutella xylostella (diamondback moth), 1233 nucleotides long. RefSeq lists its product as uncharacterized. The record is from RefSeq and is a predicted model, not a curated record. Gene Ontology annotation, cellular component: cytosol. Lineage: Eukaryota; Metazoa; Arthropoda; Insecta; Lepidoptera; Plutellidae. Gene Ontology annotation, molecular function: L-galactose dehydrogenase activity.
UUCUGAACGCCGGCGCAGUUCCAAGCGAGCACUCACGGUUGAUAGUUGUGUUCACUUCGUAACAAAACAAGUAAACAUUUCAAAAUGCGCUACAACGAGCUCGGCCACACCGGCAUGAAAGUGUCACAUAUCGGGAUGGGGGGCGCUGCAUUCAGCAACAUCUAUGGGAGUCACGACGAGCAGCGCGGCAUCGAGCUGAUCCGCGACGGGCUCCGCUACGGCAUCAACUACCUGGAGACCGGCCCCUGGUACGGGCAGGGCAGCUCCGAACGGACCUAUGGAAAGGCGCUGCAGGGCAUCCGUCGCGACACGUACUACAUCGCGGGGAAGAUCGGCCGCUACGAGCUGGACGCCGCCCACAUGUUCGACUUCUCCGCCGAGAAGACCGAAGCCGCCGUGGACCAGACGCUCGAGCUGCUGGGGCUGGAGUAUCUGGACCUGAUCCAGAUCCACGACCCGACCUUCGCCCCGGACAUCUCGGUGAUCCUGAACGAGACGCUGCCGGCCCUGCAGCGCGUGGUGCGCGCCGGCAAGGCCCGCUUCAUCGGCAUCGCCGACUACGACAUCGAUCUUAUGCGCGAGAUCAUCGACGAGUCGGAGGUCAAGGUGUCCACCGUGCUGUCCUACGCCAAGUCUACCAUGAUCGACAACCGUCUGCAGAAUUACACUAAGUACUUUCUGACUCACGGAGUGGGGGUGAUCAACGCGGCGGCGACGGGCAUGGGUCUGCUGACCAGCUCGGGCCCGCAGCCGUGGCACCCGGCCAGCGACGACGUCAAGGCCCUCUGCCGCCAAGCCUCGGAGUAUUGCAAGUCCCAGAACGUGGAGCUGGCCCGCCUGGCCACCUACUUCUCGCUGAGCCAGCCCGGCAUCGCCACCAACAUCUGCGGCUUCUACGACCAGCAGCAGCUCAUGGACACCCUGUAUGUGAUGCACGACGGCCUCAGCGAGGUCGAGGAGAGGGUGCUCCAGGAGGUGCAGACCAAGUAUUUUGACAAGAUGCUGAUGCAUUGGGACCACGUAGAGCUCCCUCGCUACAGGCAGGCGCUGGAGCAGGCCCACUGCACCUCCACAUAAUGGAGAUAUCUACAUUAUUCAACAUACAAUAAUACCUUCAAGUAUUCUUUUUAAUUUUCGACGCAUCUCAUGUUUUUAUACCUAUAAUAAUAAUUUAUAUUAAUAAUUUUUAAGAAUGUAAUCCCAAAGUAUACAAUAAACGAUAUUUAUAUUUCA